This is a messenger RNA of Perca fluviatilis (European perch), 409 nucleotides long. RefSeq names its product S-formylglutathione hydrolase-like. The record is from RefSeq and is a predicted model, not a curated record. NCBI's taxonomy places the organism in Eukaryota, Metazoa, Chordata, Actinopteri, Perciformes, Percidae. Gene Ontology annotation, molecular function: S-formylglutathione hydrolase activity. Gene Ontology annotation, biological process: formaldehyde catabolic process. Gene Ontology annotation, cellular component: cytosol.
GAUGGUGGAGAGCAAGGCGUCCGUGACGUCACUGCGUUCACCCUGACGUAACUGACGUUGGACUUCUGGACUGCACACAAACCCGGCGCUGGGAAAUUAGCAAGCCAGUUGAGCACGAAGUUUCAGCCAACACUGCGGUUUAAUAAGGUCAGCAUGGCUCUCACACAGGUCUCCUCCAACAAGUGCGCUGGCGGCUUCCAGAAGGUGUUCGAACACGAAAGCACUGAGCUCAGGUGUAAGAUGAAGUUUGCGGUCUACCUGCCUCCCAAGGCCGAGACAGACAAAUGUCCCGUCAUGUACUGGCUCUCAGGUCUGACGUGUACGGAGCAGAACUUCAUCACCAAAGCUGGCAGUCAGGUCCCAGCUGCAGAGCACGGCAUCAUCAUCGUCGCUCCAGACACCAGCCCAC